AGAUGGACAGCAGGCAAUUGCAAAAAUGAUAGAACUCAAUUGAAAGCAGCUAAAUACUAUGUAAUAUGGCCAACAGCUUUCACUCAUUGCUCCCAUAUCUAAAAGUUGAUUGAUUCUUAGAAUCUUAUCUUUUACAUGAGGAAUAUAUACUGUGCCCACUUCCGUUGAUGAAUGGAACUCGUGAUUCUGUUCAAUCUCCCUUCUCCAACCCUCCAUUAAAUAAUAGCCUGCAACCUGCUUUGUUUCUUGUAGUGUUCUAAUCAUUUUGGCUUUCCUCUUCUACAAUUCUAAAAUCACGCAAAUGGCAUCCAAGAGAAUACUGAAGGAGCUCAAGGACUUACAGAGAGAUCCACCAACUUCAUGCAGUGCAGGACCUGUGGGUGAGGACAUGUUCCAUUGGCAAGCAACCAUCAUUGGUCCAAAUGACAGUCCCUAUGCUGGUGGUGUUUUCCUUGUGACCAUCCAUUUCCCUCCCGAUUAUCCCUUCAAACCUCCCAAGGUUGCAUUCAGGACCAAGGUUUUCCAUCCCAACAUUAACAGCAAUGGCAAUAUUUGCCUGGACAUACUCAAAGAACAAUGGAGUCCUGCUCUCACCAUAUCCAAGGUGCUGCUCUCUAUAUGUUCUUUGCUAACGGAUCCAAAUCCUGAUGACCCUUUGGUGCCUGAAAUUGCUCAUAUGUGCAAGACCGACAAAGUCAAGUAUGAGUCCACUGCUAGAAGCUGGACCCAGAAGUAUGCCAUGGGCUAAAACUCGAUCUCUGCCCUCUUGUCCCCUCCAAUACGUUUUGGAAUUGUCUCUUUUUGCUCUUCAAAAACCUUCCCUUUUAUAGUAUUAUAUAUUAAUAUGUAGAUAUGACCAUGAAGUUUGGGCAUAUUAUUGAACAACUUGCAUACACAUGAGAAUUGUUCUCAAAGGCUUUACCUUUGUGAUUCGAGCUUGCUCUAUAUGAAUAAAUGCUACUCUCAUUUAGAGCUUUUCAAAUAUUCCCAUUAAAAAAGUAACCAAGAAGACUGAAUUAUUGUCCA
Glycine soja is the source of this 1026-nucleotide messenger RNA. RefSeq names its product ubiquitin-conjugating enzyme E2 28-like. The transcript is spliced from 4 exons. Bases 302 to 748 code for a protein of 148 amino acids. Gene Ontology annotation, biological process: protein polyubiquitination. Lineage: Eukaryota; Viridiplantae; Streptophyta; Magnoliopsida; Fabales; Fabaceae. Gene Ontology annotation, molecular function: ubiquitin conjugating enzyme activity. Gene Ontology annotation, cellular component: nucleus. The record is from RefSeq and is a predicted model, not a curated record.